Messenger RNA from Mercurialis annua (annual mercury), 1768 nucleotides. Its product is annotated as 3-ketoacyl-CoA synthase 19. Gene Ontology annotation, cellular component: membrane. The record is from RefSeq and is a predicted model, not a curated record. Gene Ontology annotation, biological process: fatty acid biosynthetic process. Gene Ontology annotation, molecular function: acyltransferase activity, transferring groups other than amino-acyl groups. Bases 128 to 1528 code for a protein of 466 amino acids. NCBI's taxonomy places the organism in Eukaryota, Viridiplantae, Streptophyta, Magnoliopsida, Malpighiales, Euphorbiaceae. The transcript has a single exon.
GCACUAUAGUCACAAUCUUGUAAACCUUCUCUAUAUAUAACAAGCACAAGAAAGUUUUAUUUGAACUCAUUACUCACAUAUCAUUCUACAAUCUUUUUUCAUCUAAUAACAAAUCAUUUUUUCCAAUAUGGAACCUUUCAUAAUUAUUUUUCUAUCCCUUCUUUGCUAUGUCAUUUUUUUCUUCUGCAGCCUAAUUUUCCACAGAAGAAACCAAUCCUGCUACAUGCUAGAUUAUGAGUGCUACAAACCCCCCGAAAACAGAAUGCUCGACACAGAAUCCUGUGUCAAGCUUGUCAUGAGGAACAAGAAUCUCGGAAUCGAACAAUACCGGUUUCUGUUGCAAACGAUUGUUAAUUCCGGGAUAGGAAACGAAACAUACGGCCCGGAAAACAUCAUCGAAAGGAGAGAAGAAAAUGCGUCUUUACGCGAUGCAUUUUCGGAGAUCGACGACAUCAUGUUCGAUACACUCGAUAAUCUGUUUAAAAGAACGGGAAUUUCUCCGUCGGAAAUCGACAUACUCGUCGUGAAUGUUUCGUUAUUCUCUCCGGCGCCUUCGCUGACAGCUCGAGUAGUUCGGAAGUAUAAAAUGAGGGAAGAUAUUAAAUCUUUCAAUCUGUCAGGAAUGGGGUGUAGUGCAAGUAUUGUAGCUGUUGAAUUAGUUCAACAGCUUUUUAAAUCUUGCAAGAAUAAAAUAGCACUUGUUAUUAGCACGGAAUCAAUCGGUCCAAAUUGGUAUCUCGGAAAAGAAAAAUCAAUGUUGCUAUCGAAUUGUCUGUUCCGAUCCGGAGGUUGUUCGAUGAUCCUGACGAACAAUCAAGAUUUGAAGAAUAAAUCAAUAUUCAAAUUGAAUCAUCUAGUCCGUACACAUAUCGGAUCGAACGACGAAGCGUACGGAUGUUGCAUACAAGAAGAAGAUGAUCAAGGCUAUGGAGGUUUUCUCUUAACAAGAAGCUUAACAAAAGCCGCCGCGAAAGCUCUUUCGAUGAAUUUACGAGUCCUAGUUCCGAAAAUCUUGCCCGUUAUGGAAUUAUUUCGAUAUAUUCUAUCUCGUAAUCGGAACCCCAAAAGCAAGACUUCGAAUCUUGAAUUAGUGGGAUCGGGCUUAAAUCUUAAGACAGGGGUUGAACAUUUCUGCAUACACCCGGGCGGAAAAGCUGUGAUCGAAGGGAUCGGAAAGAGUUUAGGGCUAAACGACUAUGACCUCGAACCGGCUCGAAUGGCGCUUCAUCGAUUCGGAAACACGUCGGCGGGCGGUUUGUGGUAUGUUUUAGGGUACAUGGAAGCAAAGAAGAGGCUAAAGAAAGGUGAUAGAAUAUUAAUGAUUAGUCUUGGAGCAGGAUUUAAGUGCAAUAAUUGUGUUUGGGAGGUAAUGAAAGAUUUGGAAAAUGGUAAUGUUUGGAAAGAAAGUGUAGAUAAUUAUCCUCCUGAAAAAGCACCGGUUAAUGAGUUUUUGGAAAAAUAUAGCUGGAUUAAUGAUGAAUAUCUUAGUUUUGUUCAAAUUGAUGAAAUGAAAUCAAAGUUUAUGUAGCUAGGAAUUAAUCUUCAUUAAUUGUACUUCUUAUGAGCUAUUUUGGUUUUAAAUUUGCAUUGUAUUUUGGGUUUAAAAUAAUGUUUAAUUGUUGAUCUUGGUUUUAGGAAGAUUUACUGGAGCAAAUUAAGUGGAAGAUUAUAAUAGGAUGCAUUAUUACCAUGUAUUGAUUUCUUUAUAAAGGUGAUGUAUUGUAGUUUUAAUGUUCAAUAUAUGAAUUUAAUCUUAUACUUGUUUUAA